Gopherus flavomarginatus (Mexican gopher tortoise) is the source of this 2141-nucleotide messenger RNA. RefSeq names its product purinergic receptor P2Y11 (gene P2RY11). Gene Ontology annotation, cellular component: plasma membrane. The record is from RefSeq and is a predicted model, not a curated record. Gene Ontology annotation, molecular function: G protein-coupled ATP receptor activity; neurotransmitter receptor activity. The transcript has 2 exons. Gene Ontology annotation, biological process: neuronal signal transduction; calcium-mediated signaling; G protein-coupled receptor signaling pathway. Bases 557 to 1603 code for a protein of 348 amino acids. Lineage: Eukaryota; Metazoa; Chordata; Testudines; Testudinidae.
CCCCCUGCUCCUGCACCCCACUUACCCCAUUUCCAUAGCGUGGGGAGGGACAUGACAGGGUCCAGGCAGGUCUCAGCAAGCUGAUCUAAGUAACAAGGCCGUGUGCUUAGAGGGAGGUCAGCUACUUAAAGGGGAAACGUGCCUCUCAGGCCGUGGGGCACUUUGAAGUGUGGGUGGUCGCUCUCUCCCAGCCCUGCAGGCCCUCCACCUCCCCAGGGGGAUUGGCCCCAGCCCUGAGGCACUGGUUAGGCUGGUGCUUUGCUGCGCUAGGGGGUUCACCCCGAGCGAGAAAGGUGCAGCGCUGUAAAGCACCAGUGUCGCACUAUAGAUAUAGUCUUUUGUCGGGUUCCAGGGAAAUUCUUUUCACCAAACCCCCCCAUUUACAUUAAUUCUUAUGUGGAAAUUGGAUUCGCUUAACAUCGUUUCACUUAAUCACAUUUUUCAGGAACAGAACUCUGUGAAGUGAGGAGUGUCUGUCCUCAGCUGCAGCCCGCUGGUCCCUCGGGACUGAGACAGGCCAGCUCCUCUCACCUGCAGUGGCCCGGGUGGGGGGAACAUGAUGCAGGGAGCUGGCCAUGGCAGCUGCACUGGCUGGGCCCCUCCAGCUGCAGCAAGCAGGGGAAGAGACCUGCCACCCUGCGUGAUGGCUGUUGCAGGGCCUGCGGCCUUCAACACCUUCCAGGAGCACAUGUGGCCAGUGCUGAUGGUGGAGUUCUUCCUGGCCUUUGGCGGCAACGCCUUCGCCAUCUACCGCUUCGUGGCGCACGAGCGCACCUGGCACACGGGCAUUGUGUACUCCUUCAACCUGGCCGUCAGCGACCUGCUCUACGCCCUCUCCCUGCCCUUCCUGGCCGCCUACUACUACCCGCCCAAGCACUGGCGCUAUGGCCUGGCCCUCUGCAAGCUCGAGCGCUUCCUCUUCAGCUGCAACCUGUAUGGCAGCAUCUUCUUCCUCACCUGCAUCAGCCUGAACCGCUACCUGGGCAUCGUGCACCCGCUGCUGGUGCACGGGCGGCUGGAGCCGCGCCACGCCAAGCUGCUGAGUGGCGCCGCCUGGCUGCUGGUGGCUGGCCUCUCCGCCCCCACCCUGCACUUCUCGGCGCUGCAGCCCCGGGGAAACUGGACCGAGUGCCUGGGCAGCGCCACAGACGAGCAGCUGCCCCAGUACCUGCCCUACAGCCUCUUCCUGGCGGCCGUCGGCUGCGGGUUGCCCUUCCUGCUCACGCUCCUCUCCUAUGGCGCCAUCCUCCGCACCGUCUGCCGCAACCCCCACAUCACACGGCUGGAGAAGCGCAAGGUGGGGAGGCUGGUGAGCGUGGGGGUGGCCCUGUACGCUGUCUCCUACCUGCCCUACCACGCCCUGCGCAACCUCAACCUGCCCCUGCGCCAGCGGUGUCUGCAGCACGGGGACCUGAACUGCCAGCACGCGCUGCCCGUCCACUCCACCUACCAGCUCAGCAAGGUCCUGGUCACCCUCAACAUCUGCGCCCACCCGCUGCUCUACAGCGCCCUGGCCGACAGCAUGCGGGGCUGGUGCCGGGCCCCCCGCGGGCAGGACAGGGGCCAGCCCGCCGAGAACAUGGUGCUCCAGGCCCAGGGCUGACCCAGCCUCCCCCCCACCCCCUUUGUGCUGCUGGCACGUGGGACUGGGCCAGACCAUGCAGGGGGUAACAGCAGCUGCUCCAGCUGCCUGACCCAACCUGCCCCAAACUCGGGGGGGGGGGGGGGAAGCUCCUCCCUCCUCAGCUAGAACCAACCCCCCUCACACCCCAGCAAGGGCUGCUUGUGAGACCCCUCCCCCAUUACCGCAGCAGGGGCCUGGCUCCUGCAAGACCAGCCAUUAAAGCAGAGUCUGAGCUGGCUGCAGCGUCCUGGCCCUCUCUUACAGCACCUGGGCUGGCUGCAUCCGCACCCCCUGCGAAGCAGCAGAGCUCAGAGCCGCCUGGUUCCUGUGCCUGUCACCACGGCCCCCCCAGCAGCAGGGCCGUGGGCCCCACACACGCUGCUGACUCUGCGCCCGUCACAUUGCCACCCAGCACUGGGAUGCUGGGGGCUGAGUCAGCCCCCACUCCCGCCAGCCGCAUUGCAUAACGCGGAGCAGGUCGGUUGGCUGCCGCCAGCCCCACAUCCCCCAGCUUCCU